AUGUCACGAGCCGUGGCUCUCAAUUCAUCUCAUCGUCAUGAGGCCCAAAGCUUCGACAUUUUUGACGACAGGUCUUUGACCCCGGACAAACACGCCCAUGUCGACGCCACUGGGAACAGCGACGUGCUUAAAGAGCUGUCGCAUGGCCAAAGCCAGAAUCGAGUAACACCUGCAGUUCUGGCAAAGAGUCCGCGAAGGGACCCGACUUCGCCAGAGAACAAGGCGGCCAAGGCUCAGAGCAACAGGCGAGCAAGCCGUGCCCGACGUCCGCAAAUUGAUUCAGAGACGUUUGAGCCUCUCGGUGCCGUUCCAGAAGAAACUAGCAGCCUCAUAGAUCCUGAAGAGAAUCUUGUUGCUAUUUCACCAGCCACAAAAGACGACAAGGUGAAUGGUUAUCAUACAAAACUGAAUGAAGACCACCUCCCUGCUAUUCUGGACCCAAAAUCUGCUCUCGAGGGACAGGUCGAGAAACAUCUCGCAGGUCAGUUCGAAUGGAUCAUGACGUAUCCUGCAGAAGCAAGUUCCCAAACAGCCAAUGGUCCUCAAGACGAGUACAAUGCGGGAAGCGAGUCUAGGAGUCAACUCUAUGGCUGCAAUUUGCUGCCUGUCAGGCGACGUCGCACCUCUCAAACCGGGUCUGGAAUCGCAACUGACAUAUAUACCCUUUUAGCAACACCGCUUAACAAAGAUUCAUACCCUACUCCUCAGACCAUGGAUGGCACGAGGAGCGCAGACAGUCUCGUCUCUUUGGCAAUGUCGCAGGCGCCACCACCUCCUUAUCCUGGCACUCCGCUAAAGGCUCCCGAAGUAGUGACUAUGGUCGAGCAGGCGAUUUCGCCGUCUCUCACUAUCAUGAGCGAAAAUAGUCCGAGCGUGGUGGCUGGUUCGUCACGAACCGGAUCCUUUUCAAUCCCUCGAAUUGAGGAUUCCCUGGAAGAGUUGGACAGGCUUGAAGAGGAGCUCGAGGCAAUUCACGAUCUAACUCUCCCUCGCGGGUCGACAACCGCCAACACGCAGGCUUCCGAGCCUAAUCCCGUGACUCCUUCUGGUGUGACACCAUCGGCCCCUGCGAAAUCCAAGGAAGCUUCUGUUGCUGGGUGCUCCGCGACAGUCCGUGCAAGGCCCUCUCAGAAAGCGCGGCCCUCCUUGAGAAGAUCCGCAUCCUUGACGCUCCGUGGAAAGAGACGCGCGCAGCAAGAAUCAUCAGAGAGCCAAAAGUCAGAAUCCAGCGUUUCUCGUAGCCAAUCCAGCAUUAAUCGCCUCAGUGCACCAAAGCAUCCUAUCAAGUCUGCCAAACCACCUACUGUGCCCAAAUUUGAGUUGCCAGGCGAGGCUGUAGCACGUCGCCUGAAGGAGCAACGUGAGGCUCGUCAAGCUCAGCAGCAGGCAGAGGCCCAGAGAACCCAGGCUGCUAUCCCAAAACCAAGAGUCACGAAUAAGCCUUUGCCCAAACCGACGUUUGAGUUGCCAGGCGAAGCCAUCUCUCGCCGCAAGCGAGAGGAACGGGAGGCCAAACUGAAAGCGGAGGAAGAAGAGCAGCGAAAACGACGGGAGUUUAAGGCUCGACCUGUACGACACAGUAUUGGGCCGUCUACGCUACCCCGGGAAACACUGACAAGCCGCGCUCGCCAGAGCCGAGCAUCCCCGGAAGCAAAUGGCGAGAAUGACAGCCAGGGUGCUCAACGAAAGCGCAUGUCUGUUGGUGUUGUCCGCUCCGUCCCAGUACCCUCUCAGGUUGGCAAUUCCUCCCAGACGCGGGGACGAAAUUCGACCAUAGCUUCUGCCACUGAAGAGAGUCGAGCAGCUUCGACGUCGACGGGUAGUGCAGGUGGCAAGCGGAUUUCGGUAUCGUUGGAGGAACUACACGUGCAGAGACAACGAGGCAAGGACAUUUUCACACGAGACAACUGCUACACGCAGGAUAGGGAAAAAAGCAAGCGAGAGAGAGAGCUUGCGGCCAAGACGGCACGGGAACAAGCUGCUGAGCGUUCUAGAAUUGCGAGUCGGGAGUGGGCCGAGAAGAAACGUCUGAGGGAGCUGGCAGCCAAGCGGGCGAAGGCGACACAGGAAGCCGGAAAGGAGGUGAAGGCGUGA
Messenger RNA from Metarhizium brunneum ARSEF 3297, 2094 nucleotides. RefSeq lists its product as uncharacterized. Lineage: Eukaryota; Fungi; Ascomycota; Sordariomycetes; Hypocreales; Clavicipitaceae. The record is from RefSeq and is a predicted model, not a curated record.